Messenger RNA from Argiope bruennichi, 2678 nucleotides. Its product is annotated as ETS domain-containing protein Elk-1-like. The coding region runs from base 660 to 1730 and encodes 356 amino acids. Gene Ontology annotation, biological process: cell differentiation; regulation of transcription by RNA polymerase II. The transcript is spliced from 2 exons. The record is from RefSeq and is a predicted model, not a curated record. Gene Ontology annotation, cellular component: nucleus. Gene Ontology annotation, molecular function: sequence-specific DNA binding; DNA-binding transcription factor activity, RNA polymerase II-specific. Lineage: Eukaryota; Metazoa; Arthropoda; Arachnida; Araneae; Araneidae.
CUCUUUUAUCCAUAAUUUAAUUUUGUGGCCGGAUUGGAACGCUUUUAAUGCGUCCAGCUGCAACUCAUAUAACUUCGUGCAUGAUUUCCUGCUUCUGGAUCAUCGUGAUAUGCUGGUGAUUGAUGCUGUCGCAUUAAAUGGUCAAUUACGCACUUGUAGUUUGCAAAUCCGAAGACCCCAUAACCGCGGACUGGACUCUUUGCAGAAGGAUGCUCCAAUUGAGAACAUCCCCCACUGGUAAUGGGGUGCUUCCUUUCCCGCCAGAGCUUCCUCUACCCCAGGAAGCGCAUUUCAUUAACAGCCGCUUCCUCUCUGCCUUUUUGCAGACCCUGAUUUGAAACACACACAAGUUCUGGUUAUUAAGUGUCCUUUUCCGUUAACGGUAUGUCACGCCCUGGCUCAUCUGUUUAUGAUACUCCAGCGGUGCACUUCUUGCCAGUGACUGCUUAGGAUUCAGUGACUGUCGAAUCACUGGUAUUUCAAAGAGUGAUUCGGGAACUGUUAUACUGCACAGGAUAUCCGAUCGAUACUUGUACAUGAUGAAUGCUAAUGUGAGGUGUUAAUCUUGAAAUAUAAUAAAAUGUGAUGUUUGAUGCUGACUAAAGAAAGGUCUUGUUAAACGAAUUCAGAGAGUAGCAUCUCUUGGAACUUAGAAGAAAAUGUGGUGGGAAAGUGCAGGGAUGGAAACGAAUAUAACUCUCUGGCAGUUCCUUUUGGAGUUGCUACUCAGCAAUCAAUAUACACACAUCAUCACAUGGACGAACAAUGACGGAGAAUUUAAGCUUCUCAAUGCAGAGGAGGUCGCUCGAUUAUGGGGCCUUCGUAAAAAUAAGCAUAACAUGAACUACGAUAAACUCUCUCGAGCACUGAGAUAUUAUUACGAUAAGAACAUCAUUCGAAAAGUGUUGGGACAGAAAUUUGUGUACCGAUUUGUGUCUUUCCCAGAAAUAGUGAAAACGGAAAACAAGAUCCCUUUUCAUGUGAAGAUGGAGACUAUAGGCAAAACCGCCACGCAGCAACCUCAGGCCUUCAGAACUUCCCCACCACCUCCUCAAGCUCACAGUGGCAGCCCUCACUAUCUGCCGAAACCUGAGCCUUUAUCACCCAGAGCAGCUAGUCUGUGGUUGAUGACAUCAAGGCAUCCAGCUGCUGUUCGCAGAGAAACAAAACGAUCUUUCAGUGAUGACGACGACGAUGCAUCUGGAUCCCUUCAGGAUCACGAUGAAGGAUCGUGUGACGGACCUCGGGAUUUGUCCACCAACGGAUCAUCUAAGAGGAUCAAGUCAGACCCUGAAACCGAUUCCUGUCAUUCACCUUCAGCUUCGUCUGGCAGUGGUAGCCCUGCUCCUUCCAUUGGUGGUAGUAGCACAGGGUCUGGCACAACUAUAUCCAUUCCUCGACCCAAGCCCAAGCCUCCACCGAUUGGACCCCUCAGCACCACAGCUUCAGGAAGCCUAAGCUCCCUUCAGACACCUAUCAUCAGCUUCGCUCCAAGCCCCUUCCUGGGUCAGAACAAGUCUCCUUUCGUGGUGCCUUUCUGGACCCCACUGCCCUUGCCCAGUCCAAGGGGUUAUUCUGCAUCAAGCACCUCGGGUACGCACUUCCAGUUUCCCACUACCCCUGUGGGUCUGCCCUACUCACCUCUCAGCCCUUUCCUGAGCCACAAUUUCCCACAUUUCGACCCCAGUAUACUGUUGACACCUGGAAAGUCUAUUCCUGUCCUGCAGUGAAGGGAUAGUUCCAAGAUGCCUCUGCACCAACUUUCCUGGCUGUGACAGACCAUCAAGCUCACCCAGCUUUUGUAUCUUGUGGAUUAUCUCAGUGUUGAACUCUAAAGGUAAAGAAAGUCAUGCACAACUCAGAGGACCAUGGGCCUAGCUUCUGUAUCGGUUCCUCUUUAAAGGGUCUUAUCUCGUAGAUUCGAUUUAAACGAAGCAUCUGUCCAUCCAUCGUCAUUUUGACAAAGCACAAUAAUCUUUGUUGGCGAUUCCAACUGUAUCUGUAAAACAUUUAUUUUCUGGAUCUAUUUUACAUGAUUGACAGUGCCUCGAAAGAUUACGGUAUACAAAACUGUGCCUUUGUUUCUUGCCACGUCCAAUAACUUUCACAGUUCUUUUGAGUAGCUAUUUUUUGAUUCGUUAACCAUUCUACAAAAGUUUCUAUUUUUGCCUCGCAACAAAACAGUUCAAGGCAUCUACUAUAAGUGGAAAAAAGAUGGUCGCGUCCAUCUCUCAUUCAUCAGAUUAGAACUGUUGACUGCUUUCCAGCUAACGAAACAGUAUUAUUCAAACAUGGAAUAUGUCGACAAAUCAAACCUGAAUGUACUAGAGCAAUGGAACUUUUAACUGUUUUGAGCUUUACUUUAUCAGAGCUUUCAGGAUCAAGAAAUUUUUUGGGAAAAAAAUUUUCUACUCUUAUUAACACGUGGGUCAAGAACUGUCAUCAUUCUGUGAUAAAAAUAAACAAAAAAAAUUAUUAACUAUUUUCAGCACUUUUUUUUACAUGGCCUCCGAAUAUUGGCAGGGGUGUUUGUUCUUCAGAGGAUUCUUUUUUUAAUGCUAGUCGAACUAGAUGGUAGGAUAAUAAGAACUUCAGAAAUAAGACAUUAGCCAGUUGAUAAUGCUUUAGUAAAGUGAAAAAAAAAAAAAAAGAAUGAUUAAUUAACUGAAGUUUCUUUU